This is a messenger RNA of Penicillium salamii, 2586 nucleotides long. NCBI's taxonomy places the organism in Eukaryota, Fungi, Ascomycota, Eurotiomycetes, Eurotiales, Aspergillaceae. The record is from the annotation of a GenBank genome assembly.
AUGGCAUCCAUUUCUAGUUCCUUUCACGGACUCAACCGUGGCAACCAAAUAGGGGCCAACUAUGGGCCCAUCUAUCCGCCAAUAGAACGAAUAGAGACUCCUCCACCUCCACUCUCGACCUGUCCAUUUCGUCGUGACCCGGAUUUUGUCGACCGUGGGACGCUGCUCGGGGAGAUAUACGAGCGGGGAUGCGCCCCGGCGGCUCGGAUCGCUCUGGUGGGCCUUGGGGGUGUCGGAAAAUCCCAACUCGCAAUAGAAUGCUGUUAUCAAAUUGAAGAUCGAUCUCCCCAGACAUGGGUGUUCUGGAUCCAUGCAGCCAAUGCUGAGCGCUUCGAGAAGAGUUGUCGCGAUAUUGCCAAUCGAAUCAAGAUUCCCGGGCGGAACGACCCUACGGCGAAGGUAUCUCAACUUCUUCACAACUGGCUUGCCGACAAGCGAAAUGGAAAAUGGGUAAUCAUUCUUGAUAACUUGGAUGAUAGUCGGUUCCUCCACAAAAUUCCAGCAGGGCAAAGCACACAAGAUAGCGGAGAUACAGCACUCAGAAGAUCACUCCUGGAGUAUCUGCCUAUAAGCCAGAAUGGAUCUAUCAUUAUCACUUCACGCAGCAGGGAGGCAGUUGGUGGCAUCGUGGAGCCUAGCGACAUGAUCAUGAUUGGACCGAUGGAUGCAAAAGAGGCGACGAACCUUUUUGGAAAGAAACUAGGAGUACAAGUCACGGAGGACGUCGGCCGGCUUGCUAAUGAACUUGAUUAUAUGCCACUUGCAAUAGCACAGGCUGCGGCCCUUAUCAAACACAGGGAACCACGUCUCUCGGUGUCGCAAUAUCUCGAACAAUUCCAAAUGAACGACUGGCAGAAGAUACGGUUCUUGACUCACGACCAGAAGCAGCUCCGUCGCGACAAAGAGGCAAAGAAUACUAUUCUCGUUACUUGGCAGAUUUCCUUUGAUCAUAUCCAGCAAACUCACCCCGCAGCAGCGGAUCUUCUCUCAUUCAUGUGUUUCUUUGACCGACAAGGGAUCCCGGAAUCAUUGCUUCGAUGGCAAAGAGUCUAUGACGGCGACGAGAUCAGUCAAAGAUCAGAAGAAGACCCUGGUGUCUAUGAAAAGUGCGAGAGUACGACACAAUCUGGCGAUGAUCAUGGGCAAGUCUCACCAACAAGCGAAGCUUACGCCAGUGAGGUGGACUUUGAUACUUCAUCGGAGCAUGCUCUUCUCUGUGAAUUCGAGGAAAGCAUAUCUACAUUGAGAGACUAUUCUCUAAUAUCUACCGACGUAGAUGGAACAACCUUUGAGAUGCAUCGGCUUGUUCAACUUGCCAUGCGCCAGUGGCUCGAUGCACACGGACAGACUGAAUGGUGGAAACAGUGCUUCAUCGACACUCUUUAUUUCGAGUUCCCAUACGUGACCUUCGAGAAUUGGUCUGUUUGUAGAUCACUCAUUCCCCACGUAUUGUCUUCGCUCGCGCAGCCACCAACUGAGCAACGGGCAUUGGAGAAAUGGGCUCAGGUGAUACACCAAGCCGCUAUCUUUGCCCUCGAAAACGGCGAUUAUGCCGGAUGUGAAGAUCUCGCAAGACUAGCUUCGAGAACACGAAGCGGAUUGUUUGGUGCAAAUAACGAAAGAACGCUAGACAGUCUUGGGGUGCUUGGAACGGCGUUAUCACGACAAGGUCGAUGCCAAGAAGCUGAAAAUAUCUCACUUCGAUCGCUUGACAUCCGAAAACAGAAACUCGGGAUAGAACACCCUGCAACGAUGCUCAAUAUGAAUAACCUGUCAUCGUUUUAUUAUGACCAAGGUCGAUACAUGGAGGCUGAAAGGGUCGUCCUACGUGUGCUUGAGAUACAAAAGCGGAUACUUGGCCUCGAACACCUCCAUACGAUGAGCAGUAUGGGCAACCUAUCAUCAAUUUACUGGGCCCAAGGUCGAUACAAUGAGGCUGAAGAGAUUGGGAUGCAGGUGCUUGAGACACGCAGGCGGACACUUGGGUCAGAAUACCCUGACACUGCGAUCAGUAUGAGCAACCUAGCCUCAAUUUACCAGAGUCAAGGCCGACAUACGGAAGCCGAGAGAAUUGGCCUGCAAGCGUUUGACAUGUUGAAGCGGAUACGUGGACCCGAGCACCCGCACACAUUGAGCUGCAUGAAUAAUUUAGCAUCAGUCUACCAUGCCCAAGGUCAAGACAACAAGGCCGAAGAGCUUGAGAGCUUCUUGUUGAAGACUCACCAGCGGAUAUUCGGACCAGAACAUCCUGAUACACUGGCUAGUAUGAAAGCAUAUGCGCGUACCCUGAGAUCGCGGGGUCAAUAUGACUCGGCUUUGAUCUUGAUGACUGAAUGUACUCGACUUUCCGCUGGAGUGUUUGGCCCUGAGCAUCCAUUUACUAUUGGUUCGACUAGGACUUUGAAAAGGUGGCAUCAGAAGAACAAGUCACUUUCUUCCGUGAGUACCAAAGCCCCGAUCGGUGGUUCUUCUGAAACGAGGUGUCAGAACGAACCCCAUUUCGUCUUAGCAAAGGCCUCCGAGAAAGCUCCUCGGCCCAGCAAGGAUCCUAAGCGAGCAAUAUUCUAUCGCUUCUUUCGCAAAUAA